AUGGGGGAUCAGCAGUGCAUCCCCAUGUAUGGGGGUUCAAUUUCAGUCCUCAAAUUUAUAUUGUGUUUUGGGGCUCCGAAUGUAAGUGUAUUUUGGGUCAAAAGUUAUAUAUAUCCUCAAACAUUUAAAGAUAAGUCUCCCAAUGGGAGUGCUCUAACAGGGAUUAACCUUUUUGUUCCUUCACUAUCGGUUCACGAGCUGGUAUCUCAAGAUUCUACAAAGAUGAUGGUGAAUGUCAAAUGCACUGAAACGGAGAGACAGGCUCUUCUCGACGUCAAACGAGACCUAAUUGACAUAAUGGUCGUAUUUCUUCGUGGGGCAACAGCCACGAUGGCGAAAAUUGCUGCCAGUGGAGUGGUGUUGCCAGUGACGUCCACACUGUACCUGGACCUCAGUCAUAAUGAAUUUGCAGUGCCUAAUCCGAGUUUCAUUGGUUCACUAACAGAAUUAGUUCACCUUGAUCUCUCAGAAGCUGGUUUUCGAGGUGUGGUUCCAGAUGAGCUUGGGAAUCUCUUCAAGCUCAAUUUUCUUGAUCUCAGCUCGAAUACUUUUGAAUUGAGUCAUGUUCCUAAGUUUAUUGCUUCCUUCUCCAGCUUAAAUUACCUUGAUCUUUCAGAUAAUCAGUUUUCAGGAGCACUUCCACAUCAGUUUGGUAAUCUUUCUAAACUGCAAUAUCUUGAUAUUAGCUCCAACAAGUUGCAAGGCCAAAUACCAAACUCUUUCGGUCUUAUGGUUGGGAUCACUUAUUUAAAUCUAUCUUUCAAUCACCUUCAGGGCGUGAUUCCAAACUCCUUGCAUCAUCUGUCAAGUUUGCGAAUUGUUGAUUUUAACCAUAAUAGCCUCACAGGAAACCUUCAAGAUCUCUUGUUUUUGUUGCCUCGGGCUACUUUACAAAAAUUGUGGAUAUUUAAAAACCAACUCACUGGUUCACUGCCUGAUAUCACAAGAUUUUCGUUACUCAAAGAACUGAAUGUUGAUUCCAAUCUGUUGAAUGGAUACCUACCAAAAGUUUUUGAACAUAAAUUAGUUCUGCAAUCACUAGAUUUGUCAAACAAUUAUCUCCAAGGUCCUCUUCCCAAUUUUACAAGAUUUCCAUUCUUGAAAAAUUUGGCCCUUAGGCCAUCUCCAGCAGUGGUGAUCCAAAAAUCCAAAUUUAGAUCACCAACUGAUCCAAAUUCUGAUCUAAAUUUCUGA
Daucus carota subsp. sativus is the source of this 1194-nucleotide messenger RNA. RefSeq names its product receptor-like protein 35. The transcript is spliced from 3 exons. The record is from RefSeq and is a predicted model, not a curated record. The coding region runs from base 1 to 1194 and encodes 397 amino acids. Lineage: Eukaryota; Viridiplantae; Streptophyta; Magnoliopsida; Apiales; Apiaceae. Gene Ontology annotation, molecular function: protein binding.